Durotheca rogersii is the source of this 1352-nucleotide messenger RNA. RefSeq names its product Squalene/phytoene synthase. Bases 138 to 1244 code for a protein of 368 amino acids. Gene Ontology annotation, biological process: biosynthetic process; mitochondrial respiratory chain complex I assembly. NCBI's taxonomy places the organism in Eukaryota, Fungi, Ascomycota, Sordariomycetes, Xylariales, Xylariaceae. The transcript has 2 exons. The record is from RefSeq and is a predicted model, not a curated record. Gene Ontology annotation, cellular component: mitochondrion.
AGGGUACCUUACAUACGCACCUCGCCUUGCGCCUAGCAAAAAGACCUCAGGAAGAACUUGCCCUUCUCUCUCCCUACCUCUCUCAGAAAUUCCCCUCCGUUAACACCAUGAAGAUCUUCACAUGAUUAUUUCUGCUUAUGUAUCGUGCGAUUCGAGCACGCCAGGGCCUCCGAUGGCCUAGGGAUCCCUCACGAUUCUCACCGUUCUCAUGCAGAGAGUACUACACUACUGCUGAGGUGGACAAAGCCAGGCAGUAUUGUGUUGCGCAGUUGAAACAGUCGGAUUACCAUUCCUACCUAAUCCGGAAUCUUCUGCCCAAAUCUCGCCGAGAUGCCUAUGAUGCGUUACGAGCUUUCAACCUCGAGCUGGUGCGGAUCCCCGAGCUUGUGUCGAACCCGGUCAUCGCCCAGGUGCGGAUGCAAUUCUGGCGAGAUGCCGUCAAGAAUACUUUCGCCGGCCGCCCGCCCAAGGAACCCAUCAUGAUACUGCUCCAUAAGGUCGUAUCAGAGCUGUCCGAAACCGACGGCGUACCGAGCUCUAUCAAGUUCUGGCUGCUACGUCUCAUCAAUACGCGAGAGAAGUACAUGGACAACCGACCUUUCGCGACCCUAGCUUCCCUGGAAGAAUAUGCCGAAAACACGUAUUCAACCUUGAUGUACUCGAACCUAGCUGCGCUCCCCAUCCAUUCCAUGCACGUAGACCAUCUAGCGAGCCAUAUCGGCAAGACGUGCGGCAUCGUGGCUACCCUGCGGGGCAUCCCAAUCCUCGCAGCUCCGUCGCCUCCGGUCCGGUCACCCGACGGCGCCCGAGUAGGUAGCGGGAGGAACCCGGUGUUGCUGCUACCCCUAGACGUCAUGGCAGAGACAGGGCUCAAGGAAGAGCAUGUAUAUCGGUACGGGCCUAGCGCCGACGGGUUUCAGGACGCCGUCUUUAAAGUGGCCACGCGAGCGCACGACCACCUUAUCACGGCAAGAGAGAUGUUCAAGACCAUGCAGGCGGGACAAAAUCCCGACCACGAAUAUGAGCAUCGUGGCGAGGAGCAGCACGAGUAUCUGUUAGCGACCCCGGAAGAGGACGACGCCAGGAGGGAUCUGCGUCGGGGUUUCAGCGUCUUGUUGGAAGCCGUCCCAGCCGGAGACUACCUGGCUAGAUUGGAGGCCCGGAACUUCAACCCUUUUGCGGUCACGAGCAGCUGGAAGCUCCCGUGGCGAUUGUGGAGAGCUAUCAGCAACCAACAGAUAUAAUAGGUAGCACCCAAGAGAAGAGAGGCUACCCAGUUCCCAAAGUCUUACCACCUCCGCUGUUUCCAGAAUAGGCAGUUGUCCCAUAAGGGCGGACCAGGACGGUAGCCG